AUGAUUUUUCAUUGGCAAUCACCUAUUCCAGUGCCAUCAAUCGACAAGAUGUUGACCAUAAGUGAUGUGUAUCUUGCUGGGACAGUUAUGCUGAUAUUUGCAGUGGGUUUGUACGGAUUAUUCAUCAAUAACGCACCAGAUAGUAUAGCACCAGAGGAUGAUCGUGCUAUAAAGGGUUCUUCCCUAUUUGGGAUGUUUGCUUUGAGAGAGCGACCUAAAUGGAUGAAGAUAAGUUCGCUUGGUGAAUUGAAGACAAAAGUUGCUACUCCAUUUAGUGGAUUCGUGGGAAGGAUCCAUCAAGAGUUGUACACUAUGAAUAUUGGGAAGCAAUCGAUAGCACAUUUGGUUUGCAAGGAGGGUUUACUUGGGAUUGGGUUGACUAGGGGUUCCUCAAGGAAAAUGCAAAUGGUAGCAAAUACUGGGCAUAUGGAGGUGACUUUGGAGAUACACUAA
This is a messenger RNA of Lactuca saligna, 453 nucleotides long. The record is from the annotation of a GenBank genome assembly. Lineage: Eukaryota; Viridiplantae; Streptophyta; Magnoliopsida; Asterales; Asteraceae.